Trichechus manatus latirostris (Florida manatee) is the source of this 510-nucleotide messenger RNA. RefSeq names its product interleukin 19 (gene IL19). The transcript has 5 exons. The record is from RefSeq and is a predicted model, not a curated record. The coding region runs from base 1 to 510 and encodes 169 amino acids. Lineage: Eukaryota; Metazoa; Chordata; Mammalia; Sirenia; Trichechidae.
AUGAAGAUACAGGGUGCUCCCCUCCAUCUCCUGGGCGCGAUGCUCUUCCUGUGCUCCGUGCAUGCCCGAAGUCUCAAGAGAUGUUCACCUUCCAUGGACUUGAACCCUAUAAAAGAGAGUUUCCAAGAAAUCAAAGCCGCCAUCCAAGCGAAUGACACCUUCAAAAACAUCAUUAUGCUGUCCAACCUGCACAGCAUUAAGCCCAUAGAUGCGUGCUGUGUGACCCGGGAACUCCUGGAAUUCUACAUGAAGAGCGUGUUCAAGUACUGUGAGAAGCUGAGCCUCCACAUCUCCAGAGAAGUCAGCGGCAUUUCCAAUUCUUUCUUCUCCCUGCAGAGGACUAUGCAGCCCUGUAAGGAGCAGAGCCUGUGUCCUCGCAGUGGGGAAGCCACCAGUGCAAUCAGAAUCAUCAUCAACAACUAUGAUCAGCUGGAGGUCCAAUCGGCUGCCAUCAAGUCCCUGGGAGAGCUGGAUGUCUUUAUAGCCUGGAUUGACAAGAAUUACCACUAA